UGUUCCUUUAUUUGCUCUCCCUGCCUCUCUGCAUCCCUCCUCCCUCCCAUCACUUGGGCGUUGCUUAGAUGACUAUAAAGUGUUGAAUAAACUUUCAGUCAGCCCACGUCUAACUCCACUGAAGCUCUGCCACAGUUUCUGCACCCUUGUGAUCCGCACUCAUUUCUGCAGCCAUGACUGACUUGGAGAAAUCCAUGGAGUCCAUGAUAACCGUGUUCAACAAGUAUGCCCAUGAUGGCAAACAUGGAAAGGCCUUAACAAAGAAAGAACUAAGAAAACUAAUUGAGGCUGAGCUUCCCAACUUCCUGAAAACGCAGAAGAAUCCCAACACCGUGGACAAUAUCAUGAAGGAUCUGGACCACAGCAAAGAUGAUGUCUUGGACUUUGAAGAAUUUAUGCCAUUCAUCGCCGGCCUCACAAUGGCCUGUGAAAAAUAUUGCUCCAUGAGUGCUAAAAAGAAGUGAAAGAACUAUAUACUGUAAGAGAAAAUAAUGCUUGUCUUUUUUUUUCUUUUUUUUUGUAAGAGAUAAAGUUGAUUGUGUUGCACAUCUGUGUGCCGGAUUUACAAGUAAAAACUGCUUUUGACAAAAUUUC
Molecule: messenger RNA, 594 nt
Organism: Oreochromis aureus
Lineage: Eukaryota; Metazoa; Chordata; Actinopteri; Cichliformes; Cichlidae
Gene: s100a10b
Product: S100 calcium binding protein A10b
Exons: 3
Coding region: 174-464 (96 amino acids)
Cellular component (GO): cytoplasm
Molecular function (GO): calcium ion binding
Source: RefSeq, a predicted model, not a curated record